Symbiodinium necroappetens is the source of this 1257-nucleotide messenger RNA. NCBI's taxonomy places the organism in Eukaryota, Dinophyceae, Suessiales, Symbiodiniaceae. The record is from the annotation of a GenBank genome assembly.
AUGAUGCGUCGUUUGCUCUUCACGGCCUUAUGCUUCUCUGCGCCAACGGCUGCCUCCGCGCAGGCAGAGGAGGCAAAGCAGCCAACGGCACAACAGGCGGAAGAGUUUCAGCAGGCCCCGUCGCUGUUGCAGGACUUCCUGGACUUCGACCUCAACAAGGAUAAGCAAAUCGAUGCACAAGAAGUGCGCACGCAGUUCAAGGGAGAGCUAGAUCCGAAAGAACUUCACCAGUUCUUCAUCGACGUCGACCAGGACCUUUCUGGAACAAUUUCACUGCAGGAGUACAUCUCCUAUGCAAGCUCGCUGCACUCAGACCAGAGUGCAGUUGAUGAAAUCAGUGCGUUCUGUUGGUGCCUCCUGCAGUCCAAGGGUCCAGCCAGUCCGUUGACGCCGCCUUUGCAUUCGAUUCACUGGCUUGCAUCUGCAGUUUUUUCGCAGUCAGAGGCGCUUCUCGGCGGCCUGUCCCCGACAUUCGCCGCGGUAAAGUCUGUCAAGAGUGCGCUUGUUGUUAUGCCUCCUGUGCAAAUGUGGGAUCCGAUUCAGCAGAUACGCCGUGGCCGCGAUAAAGGAUUCUUCCGGUGGAUGCCACACAUCAAUAUGCUCUACCCUUUUCUGGAGGACACUGGUGGCGACUUUGAGGCCGCUGCUGCUCGUGCGCGCGAGGCCCUGCAAGACGUGGAGCCGUUCACCCUGCAGCUGCAACACUUCCAUUUCUUCGAGCACAGCCGACGGAGCUGCACAGUCUGGCUGAGGGUGAUGAUGCCACUGAUGCAGAUUCUCCAGCUCUUCAUGCAGUCCACGAGAGGCUGUUGGGAGCGUUUCCGUCUUGCACGGACUUAUCAGAUGACCCGCUACUUGGAAGUUCAUAGCUCUGGGAGGUCGCGGGACAUCGACAAAUUUGUUCCACACCUCUCUGUCGGCAGCUGGCGUGGGGCCACGGAGGCUGCAGCCGCCGUGGAAGUCUUCCAGAACACCUGGUCCUCACUCUCCUUUCCUGUCUCCUCCGUCUACUUCAUCAGCCGGCGAAAUUACAACGAACCAUUCCAAGUCCGCUGGGCAGUUCCGCUGGGUCCGAGUCCAGCGGCUCCGAAGGAGCUGAACCUUCGGUACUUGGCCCGCCCAAACUGCCCGGGUGGCAAGGACAUCUGGGAGUUUGGCAGGAAGAGGGCGGCUGCCGGCUACAUCCACAAUGCGGCUGUGGAGAGCUGGGCCCUUCUCCCGUCCGGCCAGUGCCAGAGCAAACAAAACGGAAGUUGA